Messenger RNA from Anopheles coluzzii, 1393 nucleotides. RefSeq lists its product as uncharacterized. Gene Ontology annotation, molecular function: 3'-5'-DNA exonuclease activity; nucleic acid binding. Bases 198 to 1217 code for a protein of 339 amino acids. Gene Ontology annotation, biological process: DNA catabolic process. The transcript is spliced from 2 exons. Gene Ontology annotation, cellular component: cytoplasm. The record is from RefSeq and is a predicted model, not a curated record. Lineage: Eukaryota; Metazoa; Arthropoda; Insecta; Diptera; Culicidae.
UGCGGCGUCCACGUACCGUAAAACGUAAACAAAUCAGUUCGUGGUGGGGGAGAGAACCGCUUAAUUCACAAUUUAAAUACAGGUCUCUUCACGUAACGGUCUCUUCAGGUGCCACUAGGCUCGUUCAACCUGCCACGGACUGUACCCCUCCCGUCGGACGGCAUGCAGGAAGGAGCAAAACCCUCGCGACACACAGAAUGGUCGAGCUGAAAUCGUUCGUGUUCUUCGACCUGGAGACGACGGGCCUGCCGGAGUAUGAGCACUUUCGCACCAAAAUUACGGAACUUUCGAUGGUGGCCUGUGCUCGGGAACAUUUGCUGGAGGCAAGCACCGAACCGCCGCGCGUCACGCACAAACUGUCGCUCUGCUUCAAUCCGCACCGGAUGAUAACGCUCGGUUCGUCCCAAGCAACAGGACUGUACAAUGAUCUGCUCGAGAAGGAGGCCAAGUUCGACGCGAACGCGGGCGAGAUGGUGAAGCUGUUCCUCGAGCGCCUCCAGAAGCCCGUCUGUCUGGUGGCGCACAAUGGCCAGCGGUUUGACUUUAUCCUGCUCAAGCAGCAUCUGCUCCGCAUCGAUGUGGCUCUGCCGGGCGAUCUGUACUGCGUCGAUUCACUGCCCGCCUUCCGCGAGAUUGAGGCCGAUGUGGAUCGCUCGUACUUCGAAAACAACGAGGGCCUGGACAGCGAAAUCCCGGAGCUGGAGUAUCAGGCACUGCGCGUGAUGGAGGAGCUCGAGCGGUCCAAGGAUUGGCUGAAGGAGCGGCAGAAGCAGAACGAAACCACGCCCCAGUGCGGCCGGGUGGAGCAGAAGUACAAGCAAGUGCUGCGGGACUAUUUGGCCGUCUCGCCGAACGAAAGACAGUCGGCCUCUCCGCCGGAGCCAUCGGACGAUAGUGAUGAGUCGGCGAAAGCGCCACAAAGGCCGACCAAGUCGCGGAAACGAUUGUUCGAUGAUGCGCUUACGAAUGGAACGGACAAAGAGGAGGAUGAGGGUGUAAAGCCGUUGGCAGCUCCAGCAGUCUGGAAUGGUCCGAAGAAGCGGUUCAAUCUGUCCGAGCUGUACAGGCGCACCGUGGGCAAGGAGCUGCUCAAAGCGCACUGUGCGGAAGCGGACGUACUGGCGCUGAUGGACUGUGCUAUCGUGCAUUCGGCCCGGUUUGUCCGGUACGCCGAAGCAAACUGUGUGCCGUACGAAGAGGUGAAGAGCAAAUUUUAAGCGGGACUCUUUCGGCUCAACUCGCCGUUGCAAAUGCGAUUCCAAUUUUAUGUGAAAAUUUAAAUCAACGUGUGUAAAGAUAUAUUUUUUUAUUAUUUCUAAUAGUCUAUACUUUUUGGAGACUGUGGGAGAGAGAACAAAAUCGAGAUAAAUAAAAUAAAUUGUGCAACAAUCGA